AAUUUCGAUCUUUCUUGUAGCUUAAAAAAAAAGAUUGUGUACGGACAUGUGCUUGUAAUAUCUGGUGAUUAAUGAGAAGGCUAGCUUAUAAAAGACAGAUGUAUACAAGCACAAGCACUCUUUCUAGCCUCACUCUUACAAAAAGAAUCUGAUAGACCUUCACCAUAUAUAUCUAACCAUAGAUCUCUGCUUCUCUUGUGAUCUUGUCUGCAACCCACUCUCUCUCCCUCUCCUUCAAGCUUCUCCAAGCACCUGAAGAGUACAGGAGGAAAACCUAGCUGGAAAACAUGUUAAAAUUACCAGAACUUCCAGAUUGUUUCUAUCAAAACCAGCCAUCCUUAAUCUGCCCAAGCAGCCCAACACCAAAGCAUUCUCUGUAUCUUUCCAAUCUUGAUGACCAAAAGUUCUUAAGAUUCUCCAUUAAAUAUCUCUACCUCUUCAAGAAAUCUAUAAGCCUAGAUAUCUUGAAAUACUCACUCUCCAAAGUUCUUGUGCAUUACUACCCUUUAGCUGGGAGGUUGAGAGCCAGCACAGAAGUUGAUCAAAAACUUGAGAUUGACUGCAAUGGAGAAGGUGCUGUCUUUGCUGAAGCUUUCAUGGAUAUCACUGCUGAAGAGUUCCUUGAACUUUCUAAGAAACCAAACAAGUCCUGGAGAAAACUUAUGUAUAAAGUGGAAGCUCAGAGUUUCUUGGAUAUUCCUCCUCUUGUAGUUCAGGUGACGAAUCUCAGGUGUGGAGGGAUGAUUGUGUGCACCGCGAUCAAUCACUGUGUAUGUGAUGGCAUCGGCACAUCACAGUUCUUACAUGCAUGGGCCCAGAUCACCGCAAAAUCGAAUCUUGAUCUGGCAAUCGCGCCAUUGCAUACCCGCCACGUGUUAAGACCCCGAAAUCCCUCAGAAAUAACCUUCACUCACCCCGAAUAUGUCAGAAAUACCCCUAGAGAGAAUGGCCACUUGGACAUCGACAUCAACCAUUAUUUACAAUCUCAGCCACUGGUGCCAUCAUCCUUAACCUUCACCACCUCCCAUAUAAUCCACCUCAAGAGGCAGUGCGUGCCAUCACUGAAGUGCACCGCCUUUGAAGCCUUGGCAUCUCACACAUGGCGUUCUUGGGUUAGGGCACUGGACUUGUCGCCUUCGCUCAAUGUCAAGCUUCUUUUCUCUGUUAAUGUCAGGAAAAGGUUAAUCCCAGAAAUACAACAAGGGUAUUAUGGGAAUGGAUUUGUGCUAGGAUGCGCACAAACUAGUGCCAAGGAUCUGGUCGCUAGUAACAUGUGCCAUGGGGUCAAGUUGGUUCAGCAAGCUAAAUCAAGUUUAACUGAUGAUUAUGUGAGGUCAAUGAUUGAUUUGUUGGAGGAUAAAUCAGUUAAAACGGACCUUUCGAUGAGCUUGGUUAUAUCACAAUGGUCUAAGCUAGGGUUAGAGGAUGUAGAUUUCGGAGAAGGGAAGCCAUUGCAUAUGGGUCCUCUAUCAAGUGAUAUUUACUGCUUGUUUUUACCUGUUGUUGGUGAUUUUGAAGCUGUGAGAGUGCAGGUAUCAGUGCCAGAGAGUGUGCAUGAGAAGUUCGAGUAUUACAUGAAGGAAUGUUUGGGUAAGGAAGCAAACGGGGAUGCUAAUAUUGGGUAUCAUAUGGAAGAAAAUGGAUUCUGUUAAAAGAAGCUUGUGCGAUUUCUUUCUUUCUUCCUUCCUUGUUUUUAACCUUUAAUUAAUAAAACCAUGUGAAAUGAGAUCAAGUUAAUGUAAUUUGAGUAUUUGAUAAUGAAAUCUGACCGAUAGCGUGAA
Populus trichocarpa (black cottonwood) is the source of this 1781-nucleotide messenger RNA. RefSeq names its product alcohol acyltransferase 9. Bases 288 to 1652 code for a protein of 454 amino acids. Gene Ontology annotation, molecular function: acyltransferase activity, transferring groups other than amino-acyl groups. The transcript has 2 exons. The record is from RefSeq and is a predicted model, not a curated record. Lineage: Eukaryota; Viridiplantae; Streptophyta; Magnoliopsida; Malpighiales; Salicaceae.